Molecule: messenger RNA, 2004 nt
Organism: Acanthamoeba castellanii str. Neff
Lineage: Eukaryota; Discosea; Longamoebia; Acanthamoebidae
Exons: 1
Coding region: 1-2004 (667 amino acids)
Molecular function (GO): oxidoreductase activity, acting on CH-OH group of donors; flavin adenine dinucleotide binding
Source: RefSeq, a predicted model, not a curated record
AUGAACAAGCUUCUGCUUUCCUUCUUCGCCCUGGUGGUGAUGAUGCUGGCGCUGGCCCAGGCCGGUACCGACAUCCGCCGCAGCUACGACUACGUCAUUGCAGGCGGUGGCGGCGCCGGAGCCGUGCUCGCAGGCAAGCUGGCCCGGUCGGGUGCCCGAGUGCUUCUUCUCGAGGCCGGCGACAACACCCAGUACGACCCCAACAUCUACAAUCCGCUGGGCACCUUCGGCGGGUUCAACUCCCGCAGCAACAACAUCGGCCUCUCGAGCGACACCACCUACGUGUGGCCCAACCGCGUGGCUGGCGACCCCGGCCGCUACGGCCUGGCCGACGCGCCUAACAGCGGCAAGGGCCUGGGCGGCGGCACCAGCGUCAAUACAAUGAUCCUGGCCCAUGGCGGCCGGUGGAUGUACGACCUGCCGGCCAACGGGUGGCCCUCGUCGUGGAGCUACAACCAGAUGAAGCCCUACUACGCCGAGGUCAAGGCCGCGCUGCAGCCCCACCGCGAAACCCGCAAACCCCCGACGUCGCAGAAUUUCCUCAAGGCCGUGCGCAGGGUGGCCGACGUGCAGUACGCAGCGGGCGGACUGGACUACCUGGUCAACGCUGCCAACUACGCGGCCGGCCCCAACGUGGAGGACCCGAGCGAGUCGGCGCCUCAGCUUGACUACAACGACCUCGACGGCGUUAACAGCGUCGGCGCCUUCUCCCAGUACCAGUUCUUCGUCAACAAGCUGGCCAAUGGCACCUUUGUCCGCAAGUAUGCGGCCAACACAUUCCUCGGGCCUGACUGCCUGGACCGCGAGGGCCACGGCGUCAGCCCGGCCUGCCCCCACCUAAGUGUGCUCACCGGGGCCUACGUCUCGCGCGUCAUCUUCGACACCGACCGCCGCUGGUGGUCGCAGCCCGUCGCUACCGGCAUCGAGUUCUACCAGGACGGCGAGUCGAAGGUGGUGCUGGCCCGCAAGGGCGUGAUACUGGCCGCGGGCGCGUUCCAGACGCCGGCGGUCCUGCAGCGCUCGGGCUACGGUGACGCGGACUACCUGGCCUCGAUCGGCGUGGAGCCCAUCGUGUACAACAACACGCAGGUGGGUCGCAACCUGAAGAACCACUACGCGCCAUUCAUGAUCGCCAACGUCACGGCUGGCGACAGGGCGGAGCUGACGGCCUUCAUGAGCGGCAGCGCGCUGAUGGCGGGCAACAUGGGCUUCAACGGCGGCGCAUUCCUCGGAUUCCACAAGCUCGACCCCAACAGGCCCGCUGGCAGCAACACCACCUCGGUGCGGCGGGCGCAGCUGCUCUACUCGACCAGCGGCAUGUUCUUCCCGCGGUCGGUCGGUGCGGCCUACAACAUCGGCUCCACCAACGAGACCGUGGUGUUGGGCAUCGACGACCUGCGCUUCGACGGCACCGGCUACGUGCAGAUCGGCACCAAGAACGCGUUCGACUUCCCCAAGGUGUUCUACAGCAGCUUCGUCGACUACUCGAACCCGGCGCUCACCGGCCAGGCCUUCUGGGACGCCGCCCGCGUGGGUGCCUCGGCCACCAUCUCGGGCCUGCUCAUCUACCACAUGGGCUACGAGAUCUACGCCCAGAUGAACCAGGUCCUGGCCGACGAGGGCAGCAGCGUGCGCUUCGCCAUGGCCUACCCGACCGCGUCGGACCUGGAGCUGCUCGACCAGGGCCUUGCCACCCACGGCGCCGACUGGUGGAAGCACCUGUUCCCCGACCGCCUGGCCGGCACCGCCAGCAGCGACCCGGCCUUCUCUGCGGCUCUCAAGCGCCUGACCUACCAGCUCCGCAUGGCGGCGCGGAUCGACAGCCACCAGGUGUCGACGUGCAAGAUGGGCCAGGUGGUCGACCAGCGACUCAACGUGAUCGGCGUGAGCAACCUCAAGAUCGCCGACGCGUCGGUGCUCGCCGCGCAAGUGGGCGGCGGCAACGCGUUCACGGCCAACGUGAUCGGCGCCCGUGCGGCGGACUUUGUGCUUGCGGACUUCUGA